This is a messenger RNA of Rhincodon typus (whale shark), 1064 nucleotides long. RefSeq names its product plexin-A1-like. The transcript has 2 exons. Gene Ontology annotation, molecular function: protein binding; semaphorin receptor activity. Gene Ontology annotation, cellular component: semaphorin receptor complex. The record is from RefSeq and is a predicted model, not a curated record. Gene Ontology annotation, biological process: positive regulation of axonogenesis; regulation of cell shape; negative regulation of cell adhesion. NCBI's taxonomy places the organism in Eukaryota, Metazoa, Chordata, Chondrichthyes, Orectolobiformes, Rhincodontidae. The coding region runs from base 48 to 1064 and encodes 338 amino acids.
AGACCGAAGGAAAAGGGAGAGAGAGAGAGAGAGAGAGAGAAAGAGAUAUGAGUCUCCACAUGGCCAUUGGCGUCAGGCCCAAAAUGGCCGCCUGCCUACUCCUGGGCCUGGCGCUUUGGGGGGCGCCCGGUCCCUGGGUACGCGCUCACCGCCGGGAGUUCUGGAGCUUCUCGCCUUCCGACACGACCCUGGCCCACCUCGCCGUCCACCGGGAGACGGGAGCCGUCUACCUGGGGGCCGUCAACUUCAUUUACAAGAUGGCCGCCAACCUGACCGAGCUGAGGCGCCACGUGACCGGGCCAGUGGAUGACAACACCAGCUGCUACCCACCCCCCAGCGUCCGGGCCUGCUCCCAGGGCCUGUCGCCGGCCCCCAACGUCAACAAGCUGCUGCUGCUCGACUACCAGGGGCGCCGCCUCCUGGCCUGCGGCAGCGUCUGGCAGGGUGUGUGCCAACUGCUGCGCCUCUCGGACCUCUUCAAGCUGGCCGAGCCGCACCACCGCAAGGAGCACUACCUGUCCGGCGUGCCGGAGGCCGGGGCCACCGCCGGGGUGGCCGUGCCUAGGCCCGAGGGCGCCAGCCACCUCUUCAUCGGGACGUCCAUCGACGGGAAGUCCGAAUACUUCCCAACCCUGUCCAGCCGGGUCCUGACCUCCGACCCCGAGGACUCCCGCAUGUUCGGCCUAGUCUACCAGGACGAGUUUGUGUCCUCGCAGUUGAAAAUCCCCUCGGACACUCUCUCCCGCUUCCCGGCCUUCGACAUCUACUACGUCCACGCCUUCGCCAGCGAGAGGUUCGUCUACUUUGUGACCCUCCAGCUGGACACGGAGCUGAGCGCGCCCGAGGCGGCCGGGGGCGAGCGCUUCUACACCUCGAAGAUCGUCCGCCUCUGCGCCGACGACGCCAAGUUCUACUCCUACGUGGAGUUCCCCCUGGCCUGCUCCCGGGAGGGCGAUUUAAGGCGCAUGGAGCCUCUGGCUUCUUCCCAGAAACAGGGCCGGGUUAACGGCUGGCGUUUGGGCGGCGGGAGUGCGCAGGCGCGGUUAGCGUUGCGACGGAGUUGA